This is a messenger RNA of Larimichthys crocea (large yellow croaker), 1392 nucleotides long. RefSeq names its product arylamine N-acetyltransferase, pineal gland isozyme NAT-10-like. Bases 130 to 1002 code for a protein of 290 amino acids. The transcript is spliced from 2 exons. The record is from RefSeq and is a predicted model, not a curated record. Gene Ontology annotation, molecular function: arylamine N-acetyltransferase activity. NCBI's taxonomy places the organism in Eukaryota, Metazoa, Chordata, Actinopteri, Sciaenidae.
UAAUAAAUGAAUCCCCCUCGAUCAUGAAGAAUGAAAAUCCUUUUAAGCUGUGAGUUAAUUGGGAUGGCUUCGCAGAAUUGAGUGCAACUGUGUAACAGGUCAUGUACUUUCUUGUAUUUUACAGGCAAGAUGAAUUUGGAGGAAUACUUCAAAAGAAUUGGUUUCCAUGGCUCUUUUGACAAACCUGAUCUUGCAACGCUGAAGUUGAUCCACAAACUUCAUGUCAUGUCAGUUCCGUUUGAAAACCUCAGUAUUCACUGUGGUGAGAGGAACAUCAUGGACCUUGAGGUAAUUUACAAUAAGAUAGUGAGGAGCAGCCGUGGGGGCUGGUGCCUUGAGAACAACUUCCUGUUUGGCUGGGUGCUGAGAGAAAUGGGCUACGACACUACGAGGCUGGCCUCCAGAGUUUUUAACAGUGGCCUCAAUGAUUUUUACCCCACUGAAACUCAUCUCAUCAACAAGGUUGUCAUUGAUGGAAAGGCUUACAUAACAGAUGUAAGCUUUGGGGUGUCUUCCCAACCGUGGGAGCCCCUGGAGCUCGUCUCUGGAAAGGACCAACCUCAGGCAGCGGGGGUCUUUCGUCUCAUUGAUAAGGGGGACUUCUGGGUGCUGGAGAAGACCGGCAGAAAGCCAGAGGUUCUCAAUCCAGACUUUGCCAAAUCAAGUCUGGUGAACAGAAAGGAAACAAAGCAGAUCUACUGCUUCACCCUGAUACCUCGUGAGGUUGAUCACUUUUUUGAGCCAAGCCAUAUUCUUCAAACAGAUCCUAAUUCGCUGUUCAUCAAUAAGUCCAUCUGCUCUUUGCAAACACCGACAGGAUUCAGAGCCCUUUUUGGUUGGACCUAUAGUGAGGUCACCUACAAACCAGAGGAAGGUGUUGAUGUCUUAGACAUGAGGGACGUAACAGAUGAUGAGAUCGAGCAAAUUCUGAGGGAAAAGUUCAAUAUAAAGCUGCAGAAGAAACUGCAGCCUGUGAACAACAAAGCAAGCUACACACUCUGAAAAACAACACAGUCUGUUUUGAAAUGAACUUUGAAUAAUGUCACAACCUGUGUUGGUUUCUUGACUGACCAGGAAGACCAGGUGGAGGCUUUAAAUAAGCCCCUCUGGGUUUUUUUGGGGCAGUAGCACCGGCCAUAGGGACUUGGCUUGGGACCCGGAGGGUGGCCGGUUCAAGUCCAGCAUGGACCGGAAAAUAUGGAAGGUGGACUGGUAGCUGGAGAGGUGCCAGCCCACCUCCUGGGCACUGCCGAGGUGCCCUUGAACCCCCCCAGCUGCUCACAGGGCGCCGGUCUGGCUGGCUCCCCAUCACUCCACCAUCUCUCUCCACAUUUGCAUGUCUAUGAACCUUGUACUUGUACUGUAUGUGUGUUUGGGGUGUGUAAAUAAAAA